CCUAUGAUAAAGUUGGUCCCUUAUCGCCACCGGUAAGACACUGAGGAGGAGGUACCAUCAUGGCUACCACGGUAGUGAAGCUGGCAGUGAUCCCAGCAGCAAUGGGAUUGGCCUCGUUUCGAGUUUAUGCCAUGAGUCAGGACAAAACAGAGACUGUGCUGCUCUCCCCUAGAGAGUUGUCCAUCUAUGCUCCAGACCCUCCAGCAACGCACUACAUGGAUGAGCAGCCUGGAGCUCUGCAGAGUGGGCUGGGGGUGGUCCGGGUGGGGCUGCAGCCAUACGUUAGAGCCGUUAAGAAUGCUUAUACCUCUGUCAUGGUUGGAGCUGUAAAAGUCUAUACUGCUGGACAUGAUACAUAUGAGUUCCUGAGAGAUCCUCCUCCUGGUUUUAUCCCAAGGGUCGGUGUAAUCACAGUCUCUGGGUUAGCUGGUCUGAUCCUGGCAAGGAAAGGGUCACGUCUGAUGAGGCUGGGGGUUCCUCUGGGUAUGGCCACUAUUGGCAUGGCCGUGUGCUACCCCACUCAGACAGUGGGUGUUGUAAAGAUGACGGGGCAGAAGAUGUAUGCAGUAAGCCAGUGCACUACAUCAUCUGUGGCAUCAAUAUUUAAAUCAAAGCCCAAAGAAGUAACUCCCCCAACUGUCAGUCUUGAGCAAGCCCCACCAGCUCCCAUCCUUGAGCCAGAAGUGUCAGAGGCAAAGCCCCUCCCUGAAGCUGAAUCAUCUGAACCAGCCACGCCUGCAGUUGACAAGGCUUCCCCCACUGAACCUAGUUCUCCCCCAGCUCCAUCUGAGGCUGAACCUGCCCCUCAGCCCACCACAGAGGUGAACCCUGCAGAGGGUUCUAUUGACACUGAACCUCCUGCAGCUGAACCUGAGGCAGUCACAGUGGUGGAGCAAGAGGCUGUUCAGAGGGCCCUUGUGCCUGCCCCUGCCGAAGAGGCUGCCCCUGCCGAAGAGGCUGCCCCUGCCGAAGAGGCUGCCCCUGCCGAAGAGGCUGCCCCUGCACCUCCUGCUGAGGAAGCUGCUGCUCCACCUGCUGAAGAUAUUCCUCCACCUGCCCCUGCUGAGGCUGUCCCUGCACCUCCCCCAGCAGAGGAAGUUAUUCCUCUCCCACCUCCUGCUGAAGAGACAGAGCCUCCACCACCUGCACCUGUUGAGGAGGAAGCUGCUCCUUCACCUCCUGCAGCUGAAGAGACUGUACCUGCUCCUGUUGAGGAGGCUGCUCCUCCAGCUACAACAGAGGAGCCAUCUGUGAUUGUAAUAAAAACUGCUGGGAAACCCAAAUUUGCACCAGACCCUAAGCUAGUUGACCUGGGCCAGGCCAACCCUGAGGAUGAGGACCUGUACAGUACGCGUGGAUGAAGAAUGACAGGAGGAGAAGGUGGGGGGAAUGUGGGAGGGAGGGAGGGAGGGAGGGGAAGGAUGGAUAAGGGAAAGCUCCAGAAAUUGAAAAUAACAAUUUGAAUCCAUGACAGGCCGGAGGAUGGAGAAUCAGGUUGCAGCCAUACUGUAUUGGAAUUUUGACCUCUGGUGUCUUCUGUUUCUUUGCGUAGCCUGCAGUUUACAUGUACACACCCACAGGGUACAGACAACUUUACACCCUGCUUCCAGAGCCACUACACAAGGUUUACAAUUUAUUAGGUACACCCAUCUAGGACUGGGUCGGACCCCCCUUUGUCUCCAGAAAAGCCUGAAUUCUUCGGGGCAUG
Coregonus clupeaformis (lake whitefish) is the source of this 1708-nucleotide messenger RNA. It is a transcript of the gene apool, whose product is annotated as apolipoprotein O-like. Gene Ontology annotation, cellular component: MICOS complex. The record is from RefSeq and is a predicted model, not a curated record. NCBI's taxonomy places the organism in Eukaryota, Metazoa, Chordata, Actinopteri, Salmoniformes, Salmonidae. The transcript has 9 exons. The coding region runs from base 60 to 1361 and encodes 433 amino acids. Gene Ontology annotation, biological process: cristae formation.